Caenorhabditis angaria is the source of this 4707-nucleotide messenger RNA. The record is from the annotation of a GenBank genome assembly. Lineage: Eukaryota; Metazoa; Nematoda; Chromadorea; Rhabditida; Rhabditidae.
AUGGAACGCGUGGUUUCACGCGUUCGUCGUCUCUCUCCUUUACACACUCUCUCCGAUGCUCUAAUUAUUUCACUUUUAUCAAAAAGUGAUUGUCAACCCGAUAGUAUUCAACAAGGUGUAGUAUGUAAGUUGUUCAAAAUUCCUGUAUUUUUACAAAAAUAUCAUGAAAUGUUACAGUAUUCGAGAAAGAAGAGCCAACUUGUUAUUGGUAUUUGUUGCUCAGUGGAGAAGUGCAACUAUUUAGAAGAAAUUAUGUGAGUUUUUCUGGAACAUUGAUUUUUUCAAUGGUUCACAAUAGCUUUUCAUGAUUUCAGAGCGGUAAUUUUCGACAUAUGAAAACAUUGCGAUGCGGUGCUUUGUUUGGUGAUUUAUCGACUCCAACUCAUUCAUGUUCUUGUAUUGUUUCGAGACCUUGUCAAGUUAUUAGGAUUAGUCAACAACAUUUUUUAUCAAUUUAUAAUGUGAGUUUUAGAGGGUUAUGACGUGGCAAAAUCGGGCUCUGUAAAAAAUCUGAGUGGUGUUCGUGAUAUAUCCCCGGAAAUCUGAAUUCUGGAAAUUAUUUCAAACUUUUAAAUUUCAGUUCGGAAUUUUUUUUAAUUUUCAAAAAAAAAUAUAGAGUGCACCACUCAGAAAAUUCAAUCAGUUAGUUGAAACUUCAAAUUUUUGCUCCAAAAACUUUCCAAACCUUUUCAGAAACACGGUGAUCAUCUUCAAUCAUUUAUUUGUAUAAUGCAUGACAUUGUCGAAGAUUCUGAUAUCACACCAAUGUCUUCUUCACCAAUUCAACCAAAAAUUGGCGGACUUUACAACGGACAAAGAUCGGAAGAUCUUUUCGUCACUUCCUCUUCUUCUCCUUCUUCAAGAGGAAAAGAAAAGGAAGUUGUUGUUGUUGUAUCAAGACAACUACCACAAUUAUCCCAUCUAAAUGGUAGUAGUAAUAGUCAAAAUGGUGUGCAUCAUCCACAUCAUCAAAAUGGUGCACCAUCUUCUUCAUUUAUCGAAUUUCGUAGUUCAAGUGGAAUUGAGAUACAAAUUGAUGAAUGUGGUGAAUAUCUUCAUCGAAAAAUGUUAACUGAUGGACAUCACGUUAUUCGAGAUAUUUUGGUGCAAAAUACUCAAUUUGCAAAUUGUAUGUUAGGUGUUGAAAUGGUUGAUUGGUUAUUAACUCUUUUUGUAUCAACAUCAACUACAAGUUCAAGUUUAUCAAGGCUUCAAAUGUGUGCAAUUUGGCAAGUUUUGAUGAAUCAUAAUGUGAUUGCUCAUAUUGAUGGAGAACACAAGUUUCAUGAUAAAAAUAAUUCGUUUUAUCGAUGGACUCGGCAGAUUCGAGAUGCUCAAAAUGCUCCAAGUUUUGAGGAUUUGGCACAAAUGAUCAUGUUUUUAUCGUCGAUUGCACCCGAAACUCUUUUUAUGAUGAUUUUGGCGAAACCGUAAGUUUUUUUAAAAAAUUAAUCUACAAUUUCAGAACGGAUUUUGAAAUUCAAAAAAGAAUUUGUUGAAUUUUUUGAAACGUAGAAAACUUGGGGAAAGUAAGAAAAUAGCAUAAGUUUUAUUGUUUGGAAAAACUUUAAAGAUAAAAAAUUUGAAACUUGAGAAAUUUUUCAUUAAAAAAUUCAUGAACGUUGAAAUUAUUUUUCUGUGAAAUUCUGAAUUUUUGAUUCUACAAUGCUCAUGGAUCAAAUUCCAAUUUUCAAAUCAAUAAAUAUAAAAAUUUUGAAACGUACAAAAUUUUGGAUUUUCCUAAUUAAAAAAUGUUUUUUAAUAUUCUAAAAAUUAUAAAUUCAAACUGCCUUUCAGGUCUCACGAGAGAAGUCCCGAAGAAUUAGAUAUUGUCUACGAAGAACUAAUUCACAUCAAAGCUUUAUCUCAUCUAAGCACAAUGGUAAAACGACAAUUGGCAAAUGUCAUAGAAAUUGAGGUACUGGUUUUUUUCUAUUUUUUUUCCCGGGAAAAAUCAUAUUUUUUUAUUAUGAUCAUUAAAUAUUCACAUAAAUAUGAUAAUUUCAUGUUUGUGUGUGUUUUUUGUCAUUUUACCCCCAUUCUUCUUUUUUUUCAGCAAUUCUCACAUGCUGGAAGUGUUGUUUUUCGACAAGGUGAAAUUGGUGCACAUUGGUAUAUUGUUUUAAAAGGUAAGACACUAUUUUCAAUCAGAACUGAACCACGCUGUUCUUACGAAGCUCCGCAAUUACACUUCUUAAUUUGUAGGUGCUGUUGACGUGAAUGUUCAUGGAAAAGGUGUAGUUUGCACAUUGAGAGAGGGAGACGAUUUUGGAAAAUUGGCAUUGGUGAACGAUUCGCCGAGAGCUGCAACAAUUGUGACACGAGAAGACGAUUCACAUUUUUUGGUUGUUGACAAAACGCAUUUCAAUAUGUGAGUAUUUUGAGGGGUGGGGGGAAUGAAAAAAAAAUUUUUUGGAAGCUGAAAAGUCUUGGCUGAAAAAACUAAUAAUUUUAUAUUGGAUUUUUUCACUGUUUCAGGUUUUUUUUAAAUUCUGGCUCUGAAAAUUUUGAUGUUCAAUGUUUUUUUCUUCAGUAGAGAUUUUUCAAAUAAAAAUCAUACAAAUUUUAAAACAGUAAAAAUUCUUGGUAGAAAAAGUCAAAAAUUUUACAUUGAAUUUUUUCACUGUUUCAAAAUUGUUUAAUUUUGGCUCUGAAGUUCAAUGUCUCGGGAAAUCUUAUGAUAUUUUUUGUUCUGGAAUAUUUUUCAAAAAUUUUGCAAAAAUCAUAUCAUUAUUUUUGAAACAGUGAAUAAUUCCAGAAUUCUCCGACAAGUGGAGGCGAACACAGUUCGUCUUCGCGAAUUCGGCGAAGACGUUUUGGUGCUCGAAAAAAUCGACAUUCCACGUGGCGCAGCACUCGAAAACUCCAACUCGGCACAAUUCUCAACUUGUGGAUAUUCAGUUAUGGCUGGAAGAGCCGAGAAAAUAUUGGAAUAUGUUUUGGAAACUCGAAUUGAUGCAUUGGGAGAUGAUAAUAUUAAUGAAUUGGAUGUUUUUGUUGAGGAUUUUAUAUUGACACAUGAGGCUUUUAUGCCAGCAAAUGCUGUUUGUAAUUAUUUGAAAACUUAUUAUUUUCGACCACCAUAUGUGAGUUUCUUGAAACUUGAUUCAAAAAUUUAUUCAUGUUUUUUUCAGAAAGCAACACCUGGUUCAAUGUUAGUUGAUUCAUAUUCAACUGAAGAUAUCUGUUCAAAACGUCGGGUUGUUCAAUUUGUUCAUGUUUGGUGUCAUCUUCUUCGUGUCAAUUUUUUCCUAAAUCCAGUUGCCAAUUCAUUUGUCGAAGAACUAUUUUGCCACGUCAUCGAUGAUCAAAAAAGAAUAAGUGGACCUGGAAUGGCUGAUAUUGUUGGACGAGUUUCUGCAUUGCGAACAAUUCGAGAAAAUGUUCAAUUAAUAUUAGCAAGACAUCCUUCAACAAUAAUUGAUUGUGGUGUUCUUUCUGCUCAUACACCAGUUCCAAUUCUUCCAUCGGAUAUUUGUAAUCAAAUAAUUCAUCUUGCCGACACAACUUGUUUUGUUUUACAAAUUCGAGUUGAUAAAACAGCUGAAGAGAUUUGUGAACUGUCAAGAAGACGAGCUCGAAUAUUCCAACCUGAUCCAUUAUUUCUCGUCGAAGUCAAAUCAAAUGGCGAAAAAUUGAUAUUUGCGAAAACAGAUCGAGCAGUUCCAACAGUUUUAAGUCUAAAUAGCAAAUUAUAUGUUGUUCACAAAGAAGAUAUUGAUAGAUUACAAGCAAUUGAAGAGAGAAAUAGUCUUUCACAUUCAUCUGUUUUGCAAUUAAUCGAUGCUCAAGAAUUGGCUCAUCAAUUAUUCCUUUUUCAUCUUCAACUUCUUCGUGCCACAGAUGCUAGCGAAUUAUUAUUUCAAGUUAUUGGACGCGAAAGUUUUCCACUAAGUAUGCCUUAUAAUUUGGAUCUUUUGGUUCGAAGAUUUAAUGAAGUUCAACAUUGGGCAACAACUGAAGUAUUAUUAGCUGCGAAUGAUGCAAUUCGGGUGGAAACUUUGAGGAAAUUCAUAAAAAUUGCUGGACAUGCGAGAGAAAAUCAAGACUUGCUGACAGUUUUUGCAAUUACUUUGGGAUUGAGUCAUGUUUCAGUUAGCAGAUUGCAUUUCACAUGGGGGGUAAGUUAUGAAAAAGAUUACUGUAACAUUAUUGAGCCAAAUCCACGUGGGACCAAGAUUACUGUAGAUCUUACUGUAGGUCAGAGGAUUACUAGAAAAUAGAACAUUUGCCACGUGGACACACCCUUAAAGUAUUUAAUUUUCCAGCGUCUCCCUUCAAAAACGCGCAAGAAGUUUGUGGAAUUCGAAAAUCUAUUGGAUCCCGCGCGAAAUCAUCGAAUCUACCGUAUUCUUGUUGCCAAAAUGCAACCACCGUAUAUUCCAUUUGUUCCUUUAAUAUUGAAAGAUUUAAUGUUUAUUCAUCAAGGAAACAAAUCAUUUUAUAAUGGAUUGGUGAAUUUCGAAAAAAUGGUUAGUUUUUUUUUGGUUGAACAAUAAUUAACAAUAAUAUUUCCAGCACAUGUUCGCAAAAGUACUUCGAGCUUUUCGAUAUUGCAAAACAUCACCACACGAAGGACUCGAAUCAGAUACAAUUGAAUCGCAAAGUUUGAUUCGAAAUUUGCGAGUUGUUGAUAAUCAACGAAUAUUAAUGCAAUUAUCUUAUGAUAUUGAGCCCAAACAAACUAAACGGGAUCUACAUUUUUGA